CGUCCUCCAUGACCCAGUCACCGGGUGGUCGUCAUCCAGCGCCACGUGACGGAAGCAGUGUGUCCGCACUGCUGCAGCAGUAGCCCACGCGACCAGUGGUCAUGUGAGGAGUAGUUGUCGGGCGAUUGGGGCGGCCCCUAUAUGGCCAGCACCGAGAACCCUUUGAUCCAGGACCACGCCGCCAUGACCCUGGGCGGCAGGCAGCAGCCUCCGCAGCAUCUUCAGCAGCCGCAGCAGCAGCAGCAUGCGCAGGCGACGUCCCUGGGCCUCACGGCGCUCAUGUCCUCCUGCCAGCUCAACAAUGAGCUGGAGGUCAAGGCACUGCUCCAAAGGAAGGUACGAAGGACUCAAGUCCACCCCUCGCUGACGGCCGCCCGCGACCGCUCGGGCAAGACGGCGCUGCACUACUGCGCCGAGAACCUGACGACGGGCUGCGCCGAGCUGCUGCUGCUGUACGAGCCGGGCCUGACGUCGGUGCAGGACGAAGAAGGCUACACCACGCUGCACUUCGCCGUCAUCUCGGGCAACCGCACCAUGGUGCGCUUCCUGGUGGAGCGCGGCGCCGACGUCAACUGCGUCGACAACGAGAAGCACUCGUGCGUGCACUGGGCCACAGUCUGCGGCGAGCUGGAGUGCAUGGACAUCCUGGUGUCGGCGGGCGCCAACCCAUCGACGGCGGACAUCCACGGCGCGUACCCGAUCCACUACGCCGCCCAGAUGUGCGGCCCAAACAGCGAGAUGGGCAACGACGUCCGGGUGGGCCUGGCCGCCCUGCGGAGGCUCAUCGAGUUGGGCGUGGACGUCAGCGUCAGGGACCAGGACGGGAGGCCGCCGCUCCUGUGGGCCGCCAGUGUUGAGACACGUCCCAGCAAGACCUACUGCCCGUCUGGAAGCAGCGAUGCUAUCUUGGCCUUGGUGAAUGCUGGAGCGGACGUUGCAGCAACCGACAAAGAUGGUCUGACAGCGCUGCACUGCGCGGCCAGCCGCGGUCACGUGGACUGCCUGGAGACGCUGGUGUCUCUGUGCGGCGCCGACGUGGACUCAGUGGACAGUAAUGGCUGCUCGGCGCUCUUCUACGCCGUCACUCUGGGCCACGCCGACUGCACCCAGUUGCUACUCAAGUACGGCGCCGCGCCAAACUGCCAGGACCACAAAGGCAGGACACCCGCCCACUGCGGAGCGGCCAAAGGACAGAUGGAGACGCUCAAGAUACUCUGGCAACAUGGUGCCAACCUGUACAUGCGCAACCAGCGUGGGGACUUGCCGCUCCACGAGGCCGUGCAGUCAGGGCGGAAAGACCUCGUACAGUGGCUCCUGGAGCUGCAGCCAUCGGCGGUCAACUCGCCUAACAACAACGGCCGCUGCGCACUCCACGUGGCCGCCAUGGCCAACAGCGUCGAGAUGUGCAAAGUGCUGAUGGAUCGAGGCGCGGAGGUCAACCCGGUCAUGCGGAACUCAAAGGGUCAACUGUUGACGCCGCUGGACGCGUCACUCCAGCGCGGGAACCGCGGCUGUGCCAAGUACUUGCGCCUGCACGGCGCCCUGCCUUUCUGCAAGAUGACCGACCGGCACGACAUCGACCGGUGGCUGGAGCACAGCUUCAGCAUCAACAAGCUUCACAAGACCGAGCAGCUGUGCGACUCCGAGGCGCCACCGGCGGUCUCGGGAAUGGCGCCCGAAGAUCUGCAAUUGCUCGAUGCCAAGCACGUGCAGACGCUGGAGUCGUCGGUGCAGACCGACUCCGGUUACUUCGAGUCGCGCGAGUAUCGGGCGGCCCGGCAGCCGGGUGACGUGGAAGAGGCCGUGACAAAACAGGGUACCUUCAUCGAAGGCGGCCGCACGCUUAAGCAGGCCAUAAUCACCAACGUGUACGUGAGGACUUCAGGAGGCGCGAGGGUGCACCAACCCAAGCGGAAACGGGCUGGAGCUUCCAAGGGGAAAGGUGAUGGCUUUGCAGAAGGCAGCGAGGGAACAGAGGAGUACUCCUCAUCUGGCGAAGAAAAGAGUACGGGAAUGCGGGAAAGCUCUCGACGAAAAGCUGGUUCUCAGGAGCAGCAUGCGGAGCUCAAAGAAUCGAAGAAAAGGCACACCAUGCUCGAUUCGUCCACGACACAUCGGGUCGUCGAAGAGGUCAUUGUCAAGAAGCAGGACGGCCCAGAGGGACACGUCGUGAAGAGGAUAACGCGCAGGCCUUCAGGUGAUGAGGGCGACGAGGUCAGGGUUACAGGUGAAAUGCGCGACAACGUUGAGACGACGCCCGAGGGUUUCACAUCCGUCACUUUCAGCGAGCAAAAGAGUAGCGAGACCGGUCGAGCAUCUUCCGAAGACGACGCCAGGGCAAGGUUAAUGACUAGAGAGGCGGCGGCCGCCCGCACGCUUGGAGAUGUACCUGAGAGGACGUCGCGGCAGCCGUUGAAGUCCCCUGCAGUCAUCAGGGCGGCCGAACGGUUUCUAGCCCUUUUGUCAGCACGCAGGAGCAGGAUACAAGCUGAUCAGACUUCUCGAAGACGUUUGAAAGAGCCAAGUGAAACACUUACAUUAAGCGACACGAAGAUUCAUGAAGAAUCUCAAGCAACGGAAUCAAUGAUCGAUGAAAGACGGAAAAAGGAGAACAAGGUCGCACGCUUCCAAGACAAAGUGAAGCAGACUGUGAAGAAUGUUAGACAAAGCCCCAAACGUAGAAGUUCCUCAUCAGGACGUAGCAGCUCAGAAAGCGAGCCUGCAAAGGCUACAAAGAAAGAUAAAGCUUCCAGAACCAAGGGAACUGUUCGAAGUUUGUCCAGGGAACCCUCCGGAGGCCAGCAGCGUCGGCGAGAGGCGGAUGAAGUGGAAACGAGGAAACAGAAACAAGAGAAGACGUCGCAACAGGCUGGUAAAAGUGGGAGGGACUCCGUAGCUGCUGUUAAGGGUACUUCAGAUCAAGACCAGAGCGCAUCAAGCGACACUUCAAAACAGAGGAAAGUGAAGCGCACUGCUGCAUCAGUACCCCGGAAACACAGCGCGAAAGCGCAACCAAAGGACAGUGCAUCCGCUAAGAAAGAUAGUCGUAGGUCUGCUAAGGGCUCUAACGGAAGACAUUCAGAAAGUAAUGAAGAGCCGUCAUCGUCGGCCGAAGGGUCAGACAGUGCCGGAGAAGACGGUGGAAAGAAAGAAUCGAAACACAUAAUGCCCGAGGCCAGGACUGCACGAGAACCUGCAAGCCGGGACCUUAAGGGUGGCAAAGAACUUAACGUAGAUGAGCGACUAGAGAGUGCUACUCGUACCACAAUGCACCGUGAGUACGAGGAAAUCGAAAGCCACGCGACCAUGGCAGAGUUCUUCAGCGAGACUAGCAUGUCUGAUAGCGCUUUAGAGCAACGCAGCGAUAGAGUCCUCGCGAGACAUGAAGAGGGUGCCACAGAAGAGACUUUAAAGGAAGAAAGGGCUGCUUCGAGGGAAAGGGCAUUGAAAAAACCACGCCCUCCAGAAAAGGACCAGCAGGCCAGACAUCCAGUGGAACGCAAGAGCAACUACGAAGCUAAAGGAAAAGACAGGUCACCAAAGCAACCUCGAGAAGAGGAAAGGGUGAGAGGAGCAAAAAAAGGCUCAUCUCGUCAGAGGGACAGAGAUCUUGGAGACGGAUUCGAUAGCCAAGCGAGUGAGAAAGCCGCUACCGAUGCAGCAAGACAAGACGGGGGUGCUCGGAUUGAGGUUUCCGAGGGCAGCUUGUCUAGCAAAGUCAAAAGACACCGCGCUAAGAUAGAGGAGAGGGUCGUGCAGGAAGCGUCGUCCAGUGAGUCUCUUGCGGAAAGCACGAGUGAACGAAUUGAACGGAGUGAUAAUACCGUCACAAAGCGAACAGUUUUGGAUAAGAAGCUGGGAACUAAGAAAGCGCAGUCAAAAAAGACCGAAGUCAAAACUGACCUUGACUCCGUAGGUAAAAAAAGCAGUGAGAAAGUGACAUCUAGCAAGAAGAAAGUAAGAACAACGCAGGACAGGUCAUCUAAAGAGCGUCAUGUUGAAGAUAGUGGCCCCUCGGACGAAGAAAUAAUGUCAACUGAAGUCUGUGAGGAGGAGAUAAUUGAGAAGCAUGCUACGGAACUUGACAUCGUCGAAAUCUUAGAGACAAAGGCUCCUGCUAAGGCUACGACUUCCAAGGAUGACAUAACAGCUAACACACCUUCCAAGAGAGACCAACGUCAAAAACAUAAAGUCAAGCAUAAAACGACCGACAAACACGACGACACCGGUGAAAGCGGUGACAAGGCCAAAGGUAAGAAAGAGGCAGACAGUGGAGACCCUGUGGUUGGCGAUGAUAAAUGGGAUAAACGGGGAAGUACGGAUGGUUCUAUUAGCUCUAGUGUUGAGCUGGAGGCAGCACGAGAACGUUUCGAGUCCUCUCAAGAAACAAUGAGCGUCACAAAAGAAACAUCAAAUGUCCACUUCGAGGAAGAGGUCACCUCUGAAGAAACGAUUAGAGAAAUCAGCAAGGAGGAAAUUGUAGAACACGCAUCCGAAAUCACCGUUGCAGAGGGUGAGCCAGCAGAUUCCACUGCAGACGUUGCUGGGACAGCAAAGGUUGAGAAAGAUGCUUCGAUCGAACAGGACAAGACAACAGAAAAAAGCAAUGUUUCCAGCGCAGUUGCCGAAGCCGUUAUAGACCUGUACGGCCUUGUUCCGCAUAGAUCUCCCAGCAGUCAAGAGCAACUUGCGUCUGAGAAACAGUCAGCGCCAAGGGCAGAAUACGCUCGGAAAGAAGAUGCGGAUUCAAAGGAAAGUUCUGCAGCUAAAGUACAAGUGAGUACAAGUGGUGAACACGCGUCUGAAUUGAAGAAGCCGCAUAUCCCGCCAGUAGUAGCCGAAGCAGAAAAGGCUGAGAAAGAUGCUUCGAUAGAACAGGACAAGACAAUAGAAAAAAGCAAGGUUUCCAGUACAGUUGCCGAAGCAGUUAUAGACCUGUACAGUCGUGUUCAGCGUACAUCUCCCGGCGGUCAAGAGCAACAUGCGUCUCAAAAACAACCGGAGCCAAGUGUAGAACCCGUCCCUUCAGAAGGCGCGGAUUCAAGGGGAAGUUCUGAAACUAAAGAGAGUCGCCAGGGUACAAGUGAUGAACACGAGCCCCCAUCUGAGAAGUCGCAUAUACCGCCAGUAGUAGCCGAGGCAGUUAGUGACCUGUACACUCACGUAAAACAGCUGGCUUCAGCCAGCACCAGUCCUAACCAAAAGAUCGCGCCGAUGCGAGACUCUGCAACCAGCCCAGUUUCAGGGCCCAUUACUGUAGAGACAGCGUGCGGACCUGACGACAUCGGUGUAGUGGACACCGCCUGUGGUACUAGGCAGUCUUCGAUCGAAGUAGCCGAAAAGGCUGUCAGCCCUGAAGAAAAGUACACAGCAGAAGCGGCUUGCAGCCCUGUUGUAGAUGAGACCAAUAGUGUCGCGUGCAGUCCCGCUAUGAAGAAAGUAGAUGCGUCGUGCAGCCCUUCGGAGUCCGUCGACCAACCCAUGCAAGACGCUACGUGCAGCCCAGUUGCCACCGACGCUGCAAAGGAUCGUGAGAAAACGGACACUGCCUGUAGCCCAAUACUUGAACUCUCCGAUGGCGUACGAGAGGUGAAGGACGCUACGUGCAGCCCUGUCACAGAAGGUGCUCAAGCUGAAAAGGCAGACGCGGCUUCUAGCCCAGCUGACCUUACAGUGGACGCACAGAGCAGUCCGGUGGACAUCGCUGUCGACCAAAAAGACAGCACUUCAAGUCCUGUGAUCGCCCUGUUCCGGCAGGACGAGUUGAUCAGUCCCAUGAUAGUAGAAGUUUGUGACAAGGAGACAUGGACAGGAUCACCGGAUGACCAGACUGCGGACGCGUCGUGUACUCCCAUGUUUCUCGGCACAGAAUCAGCAGCCGCUGAGAAACAGGAAACAGCGACAUCUCCCGUAAACCUACAAAUGAUGAGAGAUGAAGAGUGCAGUCCGAUUGCUGCUGACGCGUCAAGGGAGACCAGAGACGCCUCCUGCAGCCCACCGGAUUUCGGCCUUAUCGCACCCGCUGAUGAACGAGGACUGACAAGCAUUGCAGUUAGCCCUAUAAGGGCAACUGAUGGGACGCUCGACAAAGCUACAAGCUCACAAGAGACAGUUCCUGUAGUGAGCGCUGGAGUCAGUCCAUUCGCUCAGGCAGUUGGCGUUGAGCAUGCUAGUAGCCCUCACAAGGUUUAUACGAAGGACACUUCUAGCAGCCCUUUUCCUGAGUCGACUGGACCCUUUGGUGAAGGUCUGCCCAUGGCCGCUACCACCAAACCUGUAACAUUUGAUAUCUGUCUUGGCACUUCACCCGAAGAUGAAAAGGGGGUCAGGGCUGAAUUCGCUGAUGCAGCGUGUAGCCCUAUUGCCUUCGAAUACUCUCGCUUGUCCCGUAGCAGCAGCGGUUCCACAGAAGUAGACAUAGCUGUGAGGUCCUCGUCGCUAGAAGAAACCACGAAGACACCGAUGACAGAUAUCACGGCUAUACGAACUCUGGUUGAAACUGGCACAAGUCCGAUCGGCGAAGUGCGAACUGCUACAGCGAGUGAUUCUGCCGGGGUGCAGGUGAAGCCGACAAUUACCGACAGCGGAACAAGCCCUUUGGUACAAUUGGGACAAACGAAGGGAACGUCAACGGAAGACAGAGAAGCCCAGCAUGCUCUGAGUGACAGUUGCACAAGCCCUUUGGAAAGAAUCGCGCUCUCAGAAUCAGCAGCCACUAGAGACGCCGCAAGUAGUCCGAUCGAAAACGCCGAUGCAACUACAGCCGGCAGAAAGCCACUCAAAGACGUGAUCCUGCUGAAGAAACCGGUACCUCUGCGAAAGACGAAGUCAUGGGACACAUUGGGUUACGGAAAUUUGGACGAAAUCAGAUUCAAGGAGCUGUUGUUUCCCGAAAUCAGGCUGCCUUCAGGCGCUGACCAGCGCAUGCCAGCCGCGGCAGCGCUCGCGUCGCCGAUUACGAACGGCGUCGAUCUGGACAUUCGAAACGUGGACGAAGGUCGUCAACUCCAGAGGUUGCCGUCCAUCAUCAAGACUGCAAGCACCCCUCCGGACACGGCCGCAGCAGCCGCUACGGGACAACAGAUUUCAGCGAGAAACGGCGAGGGUCCCACUGGCGUCUGCGAAAGCAGGGAGAAGAAAAGCCUCUCUCUGCAGCCGCUGGGCGUAAAACGCCCCAGCUUAACACAGUCAGAUUACGACCGAUCGCCGGAGUCGAGUGUGCGUAGCUCCGACUACACGGCGAACACUCUCAAGGACUCAGGCUUCAGCGAUGUCGAAAAGCACGUCUCCGGAGGAUCGUCUGCCGAGGACGAGGACAGGGCGACCGACCGCCAGGGCGUCUUGUCGGACUCGGCGGCCCACGAGUUGGAGUCGCAGCGGCGGCGACUGCUGCACUCCAGGCGCAUGAUGAGAGACGGAGAAGAAGACGGCGAGGCAUCACCGGGACGCGAUGACGACACCGACGGAAGCGGGGCUGAAGACGGCGCAGGCUUAGGAGACGCUGCUUCCGAAAAGAGGCGUUCAGCGGUCGACCGGCGGGGAAGUCCGCAAAAGAAAGUCAAGACGAAGUCGAGGGGCCGAGGGGACAGUGGAAAAGAACAGCGUAGGCGACGCGUGCAGCCGGAGCUCCGACCCGUCGCGGAAGUCAAGAAGGUUCCGCAAGACCUGACCAUGACUGUCCAGGAAAGCUUGAGAAAGUACCGGGUGGAGCGACAACUGUUCAGCGAGCUGCAAGAGCUGAAACGACACCAGAUCCGCAGCGGACGGACACACGAGAACGUGCUGGUGAAGCGGCUCGUGGAUCGCUUCCGGGAGCUUGUCCUGGCUCCGGGCAUGCGAGAUUUCACGGGACCGUACACCUUCCGCAAUUACGAGCGGUACCUAUAUGGACAACUGAGGGACCUGUCAACGUCAAACGAUGGCAAGGUACCACCGAAGUACAGGAAGAGGGACGACGACGAGGCGGACGAGCACCAGGAGUCGGGAGCCGUAUCGGAUGGCCCGCUGGAAUGCGUCAGCCGGGCGUACGGGCGGAGCCAGCCGACCGCGGAUGACCGCAGCGUCGGAACAGGAACCAGCGCGAAGGAAGUCGGCGGACCCAGCGACCAGACCGAAGACAGCGGAACGGCAAACAUGGUCGGGGCAACGGUAACCGAAGAAGGAGAUGCCGGUACCGCGCCCUCAGAAGCAGCGGGUCCCCAGAGAGCCCGGCAAGUUCAGCCUUCGCACCCUGUGGGGCGUAAGAACCUCUUGCCGGCCAUCUUGCCCAGUCCUCUAACGAGCGUGUUCACCGUGGUCAGGGGUGCUCCGCCGCUGCCCUCCGCCGCCCGCAGCACGGGCUACGGCCACGUCCGGUCGAGAGUGUUCCCUCAGAGGCCCGCCGAGAAGGUUCAGCUCGCCGAGUCAUCGGCAAGGAGGUCGCCAAGGAGGAACAUCAGGACAAAGAAGGAGGCAUCGACCAGCACUACGGAAGUGGCGAGCAACCAGGCGUCCCGGCUGAGGGUGGAAAGGAUUCGAAAACAGAGGGAGGAAGAGGAGCGUCUGAGGAGGAGGAGAGAAGAGAUGGCGUCGAGGGUCACCGUGACGGAAGUGACGUCGAGACUGCAUGGUUCAGUGCAGAACCUGCGCAGGAUUUCCGAAGAGGAGUCUCUGGAGAGGGCAGCGGUGACGGACGGGGCUCUUUCGGAACAAGAAGGUUUGCCCGGUAGGAAGAAGCAUCGCUCGACGUCUCUCACGAGGGAAGCUACAGGGCGAAGGGAACGCGAAACUCGAGCGGGAAAGGCGAUGACAAGGACAGUUAAAGAAGUCCCCGCGGCCCGAGGUCCAGCACUGGAAAGAAAGCUCGACUCCAUGGGCAAAGCGCACACGAAAGCCCAAGAAUCCUCUCAAGCGACAGCCGACGCCAGUAAGCACGUAUUUCCUUACCUAAAGAAACACGAAGGGCGCCUAAGUGCGAGUAGGACUGAUGAAUCAAAUGAACCUGAAGUCUCCGGUGCUAUGAGAGCUCAGCAAACUGCAGCGCUGCAAGAUAGGAGAGCUUUGUCUCGCGCGGCUCAGAGGACUACGGGAGUACCAACCGAACCACGGGAGUUCUCGCCUGCGGCGACGAGACCAGAAGAACCCGUCACUCCGAGGCGGCCACCAUUCUCGAAAGCAAAAGACGCGGUUUCGACGACGCCCAAGCGAAGCUCGGCGCUGUUGCCGUUCUGGGUGCCGCACGAUCCCAAGCGCACCAACAUGGCGGCCAUAGACGAACAAGAGAAGCAGCAGUUUCGUUCGAGCGUACGUGAAUCGCUGGGCGAGCAACAGGCCGUGCGAUUCAAGGACUGGAUCAAGGCUCGCCAGCAAGGAAGCAGCGCCACGUCGGCCGAGCGUGCCUCUGUCGUCACGGCGGACGCGGCCACAGAGGCCCUAGCCCGAGAAGUGCGGCUACGCGAGGGCGACUCGAGCGAGACGGACUCGGGUCACGAGGGCGACGGCAUCCUGCCGGACGACCAGAGGGUCGACGAGGUGGUCCUCCUCGAGAGAGUGAGCCGGAGCUUGCGCAAGAACGUGCUCCCGCAAGAUGUGGUCACCAUGCGACUCAAGCCCUCGCCGCCGACGGCCGCUGCUGUCGCCGCCGCCGACGAGAUCGAGGCCAUCACUCGCACCGUGCGCGUGAGCGAAUUCCUGGAGGCCGCCCGGAGAGACAUCGUGGUCAACUGCGUCCAGCUCAGGCCGGACAACGUGUCCGAGGGUUCUUCCUCGCCGGAGGAAGUGCCCCCGAGUCCGGCGGCGAGCAGUGGUGACGGCGGCAGCGUGAGCGAUGGCGUCGACGACGACGACGGGGUGCUCGAGUUUGAAGUUCGGCACGGUCGCGAGAAGAACGUCUUCUGGCUGCCCACGAACAAGAUAAGGGACAACAAGAAGUGGCAGGUGACCUUCAUUGUCGCCAGGACUGACCGCGAGUAGAAGACUGGUGUCCAGCCCAAGCUGCACUCAGCAGCUACAUGGCUUUCCUUCUUUGCGUGUUAGUGGUGAUUCAUAACGAAUGACGGAGUGCAGUAUUGCUACCAGUUCUCAAAGGCCACGGCGCACGUCAUGGAUCCUGUCCGAAAACCGUCGGGCAUGGCAGUUGCUGCAAUACUACCGCCUGAAAGCUUCAGAGAGUGACGGCAAUUUACGUCACUGUCUUUAAGCAUCGCGGCGCCAAGAGUAGCAGAACAGCUCCAUCACUGGGUCAUGCGAAAGGUCCGGUCACGUCCUCAGUAGCCCAAUAAUGUUGAAUACACAUAUACGCAGGAAAUAACAACGCCUACGAGCACAGCCACUUAGCUAGUGCUUUUCCCAAACAUUGCUCUACCACCUCUCGAGAAUCAGCCGUUUGUUAUUACCUGUAAGUACAACGUACGAGUAAAUUUCCGCAAAAAAGCAAAAAAAAAGAAAUUACCGUUUCAGCUUACUUUUUGAAAGCGUCAUAUUUUACAGGAAAAGGAACGCAGAUAUCAAAAACCUAGAGCACAAAUUUACGAAUAUAUUUGAAAUAAGCUGACAGGCAGGUAUAAAAGGAAGAGUGCAAUGCUGCAAAAUCAGCGAAAGCUAUCAAAUGCUAAUUAAGUGCGUUCGUUGAUACUGAAACUCUGGGGAUCUUCUAGUCGCAGCUGCUUCGCCAUCUCCAGCCUGUGUAUGCGUGCUUCUAAGUGUACAGAGUGCUCAUCUGUUCACAGGUUCUCAAAAAGACAACUUUCACAAACAAAUCUACAAGCAAUACACUAGGGUUCGGACGUUCUUACCAAACGCCCGAGCUGGUGAACCACGCAGAGCACUCGUGCGAUUAACGAUGGGAGAUAAUCUUGACGGUAUUUUUUUUAUUAAGCAGCACGCUUUCCAAAGGCCUCAUAAAACGCAAUUAUGAAGUUCCCAGAAAGCAGAGAGACUCUGAAAGGUUACGCGUAUGCCACCAAAAUCACGACACAAGCGCUGCUGUGUUCUUGUAGCAUAUGCAUGCUGUUCACAACAUAAGCACACAUCGAUUUCACCACCUUUCGAAGAAAUUUGUGUCACCAGGGUACUUGUGCAUUGCGCCAGAGCAAUGCAAAACGUUGGUCCCAGUCAUCUUGUAUUACUCCCGACUUAAUCUUCAGAAGUACAUGUUGCUGGGCUAGUCGGUUCAUAUUGCUGAGUAGAACGUAAAUAUGAUCGCUUGGCACUUCCUUCCUUCCUUGUUUGCGCCAAGCGGUCAUGCUCAUGGUCUACUCAGCAUUAAUCUUCAGGGUCAUUACUAUGAUGCCAGUGAGAAAGUAGAGAAGGUUCCCUGCGUUGACUUUCGCUUUAGCGUUCACGCAAGCUUCUGUCAGGCUGCGCGGCUUCUCGCAAACAUACAAGAAAGCAUAUAUGUCGCAUUGUGAUGCUGCGGAAUUGGUCUUCACGUGUGCGCGAUGCUUUUUCUAUAUUCAAGAGAACGCUUUCGUGUGCGUAUGCCUGGGAACGUCUCAUGGGCAUGGUUUUAACGCUGUCUCAGCCCCUUAUUGAGCAUGGCAAAGUCUUACUGCUAUGUUACAAGUCAGUGUUUGACCUAAAAAAAAUUUAUUCAAUUGGCGUUUCUUGUUGAAUGCCUCAUGCGCAGUCCAGUGGGUUUGAGCCUGCUCGUCAAUUUCGAGGCUGUCGUGAAUUAACAAUAGUGAAAGAAAUAAAUUUUACUUUAUGUUUAAUGGGCAAAGUCCACGUGUCCAUGAUAUGUGCCUGACGCGCUGCUUCGUUUUCUGCAACGCUAAAUAGAAAACUCGCUUGCUUACGGGCAUUGCCAACAUAGUGCUAAAUAAUUAUUGCAUUAUCAUGCGUUUGUCAGUGUCCUAUGGCGAUGUUACUUUUUUCCCCGCCCCUCAUCUUCUUUUUCAACGCUGUUGAAGUGUCAGUUAAACACCUGCAGCAGCGCAUACUGCUGUUGACGUUGAGUAUUUAGUGCAUAUGCUCAGGGCAAUGCGAUUGGCGAAAUCGUUUUUUAUUUCAGGACCAGCGGCGGUCACUAUAGAGUCCUAUGGUAAGACUGUGCAGAAGGAGCAAUGAAGAAAUUUAUACUGUAGCUUUUUACGCAGUGUUUGAUGUACUAUUACGGUGUUGGUGCCCGCCCUUCGGAGCCUGAGAAUUUUUUCGGCCCACGAGUAUGUCGCAGUGACAGCUACACAAGGAUCGAUUGUUAUAAAUUUAAGUCACUCGUUCUUGUAUCUCUCUUUAUCAAUAGAAGAUAUACUGCCAAGUAAUGCCGUUAGCAUUAGGAAUGUAUAUCCAUAUAUUUAUUCUCAUCAUUUAUAUAAAGCUUCUAAACACGGUUUCAUGUGCGCACAUAGUAAUAGAUUUAACAAUACCUGUUGUAUGAGCUGUCAUGCUGUGCAAAUACAUCCGUAGACUGCU
Molecule: messenger RNA, 12390 nt
Organism: Dermacentor andersoni
Lineage: Eukaryota; Metazoa; Arthropoda; Arachnida; Ixodida; Ixodidae
Source: RefSeq, a predicted model, not a curated record